Molecule: messenger RNA, 2778 nt
Organism: Serendipita indica DSM 11827
Lineage: Eukaryota; Fungi; Basidiomycota; Agaricomycetes; Sebacinales; Serendipitaceae
Source: the annotation of a GenBank genome assembly
AUGCCACCCCGUCCACCGCCCAGAGGAGGAAGAGGAGGUCCUCCAAGAGGAACUGCUCCUCCCCGCGGCGCUCCUCCUCCAGGUGCUGGUCGUGGCCAGUCGAGCACCGCUGCCGCUCCUCCUGGCCAAGUUAUGCUCGCAGAACACGUCCAGACGAUCGGUGUCCGUAAAACAGGCUAUGGACGCGAAGGACGCCCAUUUGAGGUCUUUACAAACCAUUUUGCAGCAAAGAUCACCGACAAAAUUAUCAUUCACUACGAUGUCAUUCAUCCCUCGGAGAAGACUCUACCAGCUAGACUCAACUUUGAGAUUAUCGAGGCACUUCAGACGAAAUGCUACCCUCAAGUGUUCACACCACGCGCAGUCUACGACGGCAGAAAGAAUAUGUUUGCAUCUCAAAUCAUUUCAUUCCCUUCUGGUCACGAGACUCAACACGAGUUUGAUGUCUUCCUCGACGGCAUCCCCGAAGAUCCGUCCGCUGCGGAUGCUCCAAAGUCGUACAAAGUCCGUUUGACCAAAGUGGCGACAAUCAACCCAGAAGUUCUUCAUCGCUUCCUCAGUGGCCAGCAAAGCCACGAUAAUUCUGUCCUCACGGCAAUCACCGCACUCAACGUGGUUGUCCGCAUGGAACCAUCGCUCAAGUAUCCAUUCAAUGUACGAUCGUUUUUCACAAACCGAGAAACAAAGGAUAUUGGUCAGGGUAUGGUUCUUUGGCGAGGCUAUUUCCAGUCUGUGCGUCCUGCCGUAGGACGCAUGCUCAUCAACAUUGACAUCUCCACUGGUGUCAUGUAUAAAUCAGGCUCUCUUAUCGAUCUCUGCCUAGACUUCUUUGGCAAGCCCGGUAACCCAGCCAUCCUCGCUCCCUCGCGAGGUCUGCCCGAACGUGAACGCCAACGUCUUUCCCGCUUCCUCGUUGGUGUUCGCGUCGUCACCCGUGUCGCCCAGGCCCAAGGCCAACAACGUCCUGGGGGGCGCCAGGCUAACCCACGUGUCAUCAAGCGUCUUUCAAAUCAGAGCGCAAAGGAUCUCAGGUUUAGUCUGCGCGAUGGCACGACCCAAUCCGUGGCGGACUAUUUCCGCAUCACGUACCGCCGAGAACUUCGAUACCCAGACCUUCUCUGUGUCGAGGUCGGCUCUGGCGCGCUUCUUCCACUCGAAGUAUGCGAAGUUCUUCCUGGCCAGAUUAUGCGCAAACAAGUUCCACCCGACAAGACGUCAUCCGUCCUCGAGUUUGCCACCAAGAAACCCGAGGCGCGUCUCGAAUCCAUCGUCAACGGGCUUAAGGUACUCGAGUAUGACCAGUCAGAGUAUCUCAGAAGCUUUGGACUCACUGUCGACACGAAUGGACCCGUCAAGAUUAAGGGACGUAUCUUGCCUGCACCGACGAUGCUCUACGGCCAAGGCAGUCGUCAACAGAAUGUGAAUCCGCGUAAUGGCGAAUGGAAUAUGAUUGACAAGAAGCUCUACCGACCUGCGUCUAUCAACCGAUGGAUCGUCAUCAUCUUUGAACGCCAGCAGCGCUUCUCGCAAAAUGCUGCAGAUGACAUGAUCAAUGGCCUUCGUAACGCGACGGCUGCGGUCGGUAUCACUGGCUUCCAGAGUCAGCCUAGGGUUUCUUGGGAGAAUCCACAAGCAGAUGUUAUUGGCACUCUUCGACGCCAUGGGAUGGAGAUGCGUAAUACGGCUGGCGGCUUGCCAGAUAUCUAUAUCAUCGUUCUCCCGGAUGGUGCUGCAGAUCUCUAUCAGCAGAUCAAGCACUUCUCCGAUAUCCAGGUCGGUGUCGCCACUCAGUGCUUGAAGAGCAACAAGUGCUUCCGUGCGAAGCCGCAAUAUUACGCGAACGUCUGUCUAAAGAUCAACGUCAAGCUCGGUGGCGUCAAUACCGUUCCAGAUGCGAAAGCGAUUCCUUUCCUCGCCGACCGUCAGAAUCCGGCAAUUAUCAUUGGUGCUGAUGUCAUUCAUCCGUCUCCUGGCGUGGAGAAUAAGCCUUCAUUUACAUCCAUGGUCGCCAACAUUGAUCCCAUGUUUUCUCGCUACGUCGCCAUUUCCAAGGUCCAGAAGUCGAGACAGGAGAUUAUAGAUCACGCUCAGGAGAUGGUUGCGCAUUGCUUGCGCAUGCAUAUCAAUUACAAGAUUGAGACUGGUAUUGAGCAAAAGGCUGCGUUUCCCCGCCGUAUCAUCGUCUUCCGUGACGGCGUCAGCGAGGGGCAAUUCAAGCAAGUCAUUGACGGAGAAAUUCCAAAGAUCAAGGCUGCCUGUGCCGCGCUCAAUCUUCCCGUCACUCCAAAGCUCACCGUCGUCGUUGUCGGCAAGCGCCAUCAUGUCCGUUUCUUCCCUAUGCAAGGUCAAGGCGAUCGUAGCGGCAACUGUCCAGCAGGACUCGUCGUUGACAGCGAGGUUGCGUCGCCAGCCGAAUUCGAUUUCUACCUCCAGUCCCAUGCAGGUCUUCUCGGCACGUCACGACCAGCACACUACAACGUCCUCUACGACGAAAAUGGGUUCACGCCUGACUCAAUGCAGCAACUCGCGUUUACGCUCUGUCACGUCUACGCCCGCUCGACGCGUUCGGUUUCGAUCCCGGCACCAGUCUACUAUGCUGACAUUGUGUGCGCCCGAGCCAAGAAUCACUUUGAUCCCUCUCUCAACGUCGACUUGUCCGAGACCGACUUGACACCUACCGACCCCGGACAAAAGUCUUCGGCAAAGACCCUCUCUCACUAUCAAAAGAAUUUCAAACCUCUUGCACAGACCGCGCAGCGUCGCAUGUAUUUCGCCUAA